AUGGCGCGCAAAACGUACAACAUCGCCAUGGUCAGCGACUUCUUCUUCCCGCAGCCCGGCGGCGUCGAGUCUCACAUCUACCAGCUCUCGAGCAAGCUCAUCGACAGAGGCCACAAGGUCAUCAUCAUCACCCACGCCCACGACGACCGCAAGGGCGUCCGCUAUCUCAACAACGGUCUCAAGGUCUACCAUGUGCCCUUUCUCGUCAUCUACCGGCAGGCCACUUUCCCCACCGUCUUCUCCUUCUUCCCCAUACUGCGGAAUAUCUGCAUCCGCGAGCGCAUCGAAAUCGUCCAUGGCCAUGGCAGUUUGAGCUCUCUCUGUCACGAGGGCAUCCUGCAUGCCAGAACCAUGGGGCUGAGAACUGUGUUUACGGAUCACUCGCUCUUUGGGUUCGCGGAUGCUGCGAGUAUUCUGACAAAUAAGCUGCUCAAGUUCAUCUUGAGUGACGUGGAUCACAGCAUCUGCGUGAGCCAUACAUGCAAGGAGAACACCGUUCUGCGCGCCUCUCUCGAUCCCCUCAUGGUAUCCGUCAUCCCCAACGCCGUCGUCGGCGAAAACUUCCGCCCCCGCGACUAUCCAGCGCCGUCGGAACAAGGAGCAGGCUUCAGGGCCGAGCCGUCCCCGCGCCUGCUCGGCCCCGACGACAUGAUCACCAUCGUCGUCAUCUCGCGCCUCUUCUACAACAAGGGCACCGACCUCCUGACCGCGGCCAUCCCGCGGAUCCUCGAAAACCACCCCAACACGCGCUUCAUCAUCGCCGGCUCGGGCCCCAAGGCUAUUGACCUGGAGCAAAUGAUUGAGACCAACGUGCUGCAGGACCGCGUCGAGAUGCUCGGCCCCAUCCGCCACGAGGACGUCCGCGACGUCAUGACCCGCGGCCACAUCUACCUGCACCCGUCCCUCACCGAGGCCUUUGGCACCGUCAUCGUCGAGGCCGCCUCGUGCGGGCUCUACGUCGUCUGCACCCAGGUCGGCGGCAUCCCCGAGGUCCUCCCCUCGCACAUGACGACGUUUGCCAAGCCCGAGGAGGACGACAUCGUCGCCGCCACGGGCAAGGCCAUCACCGCCAUGCGCGCCGGCAAGAUCCGCACCGAAAAGUUCCACGACGAGGUCAAGAAGAUGUACUCGUGGUCCAACGUCGCCAUGCGCACCGAGCGCGUCUACGACGGCAUCUGCGGCACCAUCAGCGAGGAGGAGUUUUACGGCUUCGACACCAGCGGGUACAACAACGGCAGCCGCAUCCGCGACUUUGCCCUCAUUGAUCGGCUCAAGCGCUACUACGGCUGCGGCAUCUGGGCCGGCAAGCUCUUUUGUCUGUGCGUCGUCGUCGACUAUCUCUUCUUUUUGUUCUUGGAGUGGUGGUUCCCGAGGGAGAAUAUCGACAUUUGUCCCGACUGGCCCAGGAAGCCGCCUGCAAAGGACAAGGCGCAGGAUUCGAUGAAGAUUGCAAUGAGCCGGUCGACUUCGUCCGUUCGAGGUCCGAAGCUGGAUCGGUGA
Messenger RNA from Trichoderma reesei QM6a, 1500 nucleotides. RefSeq names its product glycosyltransferase family 4. Gene Ontology annotation, biological process: GPI anchor biosynthetic process. The transcript has 2 exons. The record is from RefSeq and is a predicted model, not a curated record. Gene Ontology annotation, molecular function: phosphatidylinositol N-acetylglucosaminyltransferase activity. Lineage: Eukaryota; Fungi; Ascomycota; Sordariomycetes; Hypocreales; Hypocreaceae. Gene Ontology annotation, cellular component: glycosylphosphatidylinositol-N-acetylglucosaminyltransferase (GPI-GnT) complex. Bases 1 to 1500 code for a protein of 499 amino acids.